AAUCAGAUACCUGUACAAUGCAAGCUCCUGAGUGACUGUCGGCUGUGUUUGAUGUAAAAUGUCGCUAGAAAAACAAAGGACGACCUGGGAUGAAAAAGAGCGACUGUGUGCCGUGCGGCUAGUGAUUGAACAGUACGACGUGUUAUACGGAGGAUUUGCCGACGGAAUCACAUUCAAAGAAAAGUCGGCCGCCUGGAAUAAGGUGGCCGAUGACUUGAAUGCAUCAAGCAAUGUAAAGCGGACACCUGCAGAGGUUAAGAAAUUGUUCCAGAAUGUGAAAAGUAGAGCCAAGAAAAAGUAUAACGAAAACAUGGCCACUGGUGGCGGUCCAGUUGGCAAGAUAACACUGGCAGAGGAAAUUGUCCUUGAAUUUCUGAAGGACAAGCCCCAACUCAUAGGGAUCCCAGGCGGGAUAGAAUCUGGAGUGAUAGAGCCUGUGGAAGAUGCUGCCAGUGUUGCAGAUUUGGUUGUGCAACAAGCCCCAAUGACAGAGAGUAAGCACAUCAGCACGCAUCAAGAAACAGUGUCAGUUCAUGCCAUUGAACAUCCAAGUGUGUCCCAUGAACACCCAGAUGAACCCAGAGUGAUGCAGACAAAUACAAAGAAACGUCGUAGGAAGUGCAUGGAUAGGAUUGAGCUCACCGAGGAGCUUCAUGACCUUGAAGUUUGCAGAGCAAGAAAGGAGAUUGAACUUUUAGAUUUAAAAAUAGCUCAACAACGUGAACUUUUCCAAUUGAAAAAAUCUGUUCUGGAGAAUGCCAUGCGAAAUGCUAACAUGGAUUUCAACAUUACUUUUCCAGGAUUAGGAAAUGAAAGUUACAAUUUUUCAUAAGAUCUCUUUUUGAAUGCAGUAUAAAUUGUUAAAGCUGCACUCUCACACAUUUACCAUUUUUACAACUUUUUCAUGUUUUGUCUUUAAUUAUAUCAUAGAUUUCAAUAUUUCUGUUCGAAAAUUAAUAUUUCAUGGCUUAAAUGCAUAAAAUAUCAAUUUUUGCACUUGAUUAUAAAAAUAUGGGAACUAAUUUUUGUCAUGAAUCUCACAUAACUGGUUCCCUUGGAUUUUCACAAAAAUUGGCUCGUUCCAAGAUAAAAAAUAA
This is a messenger RNA of Mya arenaria, 1097 nucleotides long. RefSeq lists its product as uncharacterized. Gene Ontology annotation, cellular component: nucleus. The coding region runs from base 59 to 832 and encodes 257 amino acids. The record is from RefSeq and is a predicted model, not a curated record. The transcript has 6 exons. NCBI's taxonomy places the organism in Eukaryota, Metazoa, Mollusca, Bivalvia, Myida, Myidae.